AUGUCAAAACAUGAGGAGGUCAUUUGCCCUAAAAUUCAAAAGAAGUUGAAGAUAAAAUAUAUCUCAGCUAGGACUUGUAUGCCAGCUCAAGUUGGACCUUAUGAAUUCCAAGUAGGAGAAUAUUUACAUGAUCAACAUGUGGUAAAUAUAGCUGAGAUGACAUGUAGAUGUAGGAGAUGGGAUCUUAAUGGUAUCCCUUGCAUUCAUGUUGUUUCUGCUAUAUAUCUAUAUAGAAGACAUCCAGAAGAUUAUGUUGCCACAUGUUAUCACAAAGACACUUAUUUAAAGGCUUAUGAGUCAAUAAUUCAUCCUGUCAAAGGCUUUCACAUGUGGCCAAGAUCAAACCAAACACCAUUGUCACCUCCACUUGUUAGAAAACAACCAGGGAGACCAAGGAGAAGCAGAAAAAAAAGACCAUGA
This is a messenger RNA of Prunus armeniaca (apricot), 420 nucleotides long. Lineage: Eukaryota; Viridiplantae; Streptophyta; Magnoliopsida; Rosales; Rosaceae. The record is from the annotation of a GenBank genome assembly.